AUGGCACCUCACCUCCCAUGGCUCUUGCUCCAGUUCUUGCUACUGCUGCUGGGGGUAUCAUCUGCUGCUCAAGCACAGGUGAACAUCGCCCUGGGCUCCUCAUUGACGCCCCAGGGGCCAAACAGCUCAUGGCUCUCGCCCUCCGGCGACUUUGCGUUCGGCUUCUGGCCAAUGGAAGGUAACCCCUCCUUGUACCUCCUCGCCGUCUGGUUCAACAAGAUCCAUGAAAAGACUGUCGCUUGGUACGCCAAGGGCAGUCAAGACACACCGGUGCAAGUGCCAUCCAGCUCCGUGCUGCAGCUCACGGCUGAUGGGCUGCUCUCCCUUCGCAACCCAUCUGGCGAUGAAGUCUGGAGUCCCCGGGUCCCUGGUGCAGCCUACGCCAGAAUGCUCGACACAGGCGACUUCAGGCUUGUCGAUGCAGAUGGCAAAGCAAAGUGGGAGACCUUUGAUGUCCCGGCUGAUACCAUCCUGCCCACGCAAGUGCUUCCUGUGGGUCAGCAGGACAAGGUACUUAGAAGCCGUCUCAUCCCCACGGACUACGCCAAUGGCCGGUUUCUCUUAGCUGUGCAGUCUGAUGGUGAUCUUGUGUUUUAUCCAAUCGCCGAGCAUUCUACAUUUCGGUAUGAUCCAUACUGGGCAUCUAAUACAGUUGGGAACGGCUCACAGCUGGUCUUCAAUGAAACAGGCAUGGUAUACUUCACCUUGACAAAUGGGACACAGACCAAUAUCACUUCGGCAGAGGGGUACCCAAUGGGUGAUUUCUUUCAUCGUGCCACGCUUGAUCCAGACGGUGUAUUUCGGCAAUACCUGUACCCAAAGAGCAGAAAGGUCAGAGACAAAUGGAUCUCACAAUGGAUGACAGUAAGCUUAAUUCCCCAGGACAUCUGCCAGAGAGUGAUGGUAGAGGCAGGCAGUGGUGCAUGCGGCUUCAACAGCUACUGCAGCUUCGAUGGCACCCAGAAUCAGACAACAAUAUGCCGAUGCCCAGAACAUUACAAGUUCUUCGACGACGAGAGAAAAUACAAAGGGUGCAUGCCAGACUUUGAACCACAAAGUUGUGACCUGAAUGAGGAAGAAGCGGCGGCCCAGUUUAAGAUGACUCAGAUCAAUGAUGUUGACUGGCCUCAAUCCUACUACUAUGAGGAGUACAGCCCCACCGAUAUGACUGAAUGUCGGAGACUGUGUAUGAUUGAUUGCUUCUGUGCCACAGCCGUCUUUCAUGCAAGCACAAAUACCUGCUGGAAGAAAAGGCUCCCUUUAUCAAAUGGGAAAAUGGUGAAAAACACAGACAGGACGGUACAUAUCAAGGUGCCUAAGAGCAACAAUUCACAGUCCCAGCUCAGCAUUGCCUCUAGCAAAUGGAACAAAGACAAGAAGUAUUGGAUUCUUGGGAGUUCCUUGUUUUUUGGUAGUUCUGUAUUGGUAAACCUUCUCCUCAUCUCUAUUCUGCUCUUUGGCACUUACUGUGGUAUCACUAUCACCUCCAGGAAAAAACUCCAGUCAUCACAAUCGUCAGGUAGUUCUAUAUUGGCCCCAAAGAUUUUUACUUACAAUGAACUGGAGAAGGCAACCAGUGGUUUCCAUGAGGUGCUAGGGAGCGGAGCCUCUGGUACUGUGUACAAAGGACAGCUUCAAGAUGAGCAUGUGACCAGCAUCGCCGUCAAGAAAAUUAAAAAGCUUCAGCAAGAGACUGAGAAGGAGUUCAUGGUGGAAGUGCAAACCAUGGGUCAGACAUCUCACAAGAAUUUGGUCAGGCUGCUUGGUUUGUGCAAUGAGGGAACUGACAGACUGCUAGUAUAUGAGUUCAUGACCAAUGGCUCGCUGAACGAGUUCCUCUUUGGUGAUGCUCGGCCACAUUGGAGCCUCCGUGUGCAAGUCGCACUUGGAGUGGCACGAGGGCUGCUCUACUUGCACGAGGAGUGCAGCACACAGAUUAUCCACUGCGACAUAAAACCACAGAACAUCCUUCUCGAUGACAACUUUAUGGCGAAGAUUGCAGACUUUGGCCUGGCGAAGCCUCUUCAAGCCAAUCAGACACAGACAAACACCGGCAUCCGGGGUACUAGAGGUUACGUUGCCCCAGAGUGGUUCAAGAACAUAAGGAUCACUUCCAAAGUCGAUGUUUAUAGCUUUGGGGUGAUCCUGCUGGAGCUUGUGUGCUGCAGGAGGAAUGUGGAGGUAGAGAUUGCUGAUGAAGAGCAGGCGAUACUAACUUACUGGGCAAACGACUGUUACAGGUCUGGGAGGAUCGACUUGCUUGUGGAGGGUGAUGACGAGGCAAUCUUCAACAUUAAAAAGGCGGAGCACUUCGUGGCUGUGGCACUGUGGUGCCUUCAGGAGGAGCCAACGAUGCGGCCAACCAUGCAUAAAGUGGCAGAAAUGCUUGAUGGAGCAGUCCAAAUUCCCACGCCUCCGGAUCCCUCUUCCUACAUCAGUUCACUUGAGUGGUGA
This is a messenger RNA of Triticum aestivum (bread wheat), 2454 nucleotides long. Its product is annotated as G-type lectin S-receptor-like serine/threonine-protein kinase LECRK2. The record is from RefSeq and is a predicted model, not a curated record. Gene Ontology annotation, biological process: protein phosphorylation. The transcript has a single exon. Lineage: Eukaryota; Viridiplantae; Streptophyta; Magnoliopsida; Poales; Poaceae. Bases 1 to 2454 code for a protein of 817 amino acids. Gene Ontology annotation, molecular function: ATP binding; protein serine/threonine kinase activity.